Enterobius vermicularis (human pinworm) is the source of this 561-nucleotide messenger RNA. The record is from the annotation of a GenBank genome assembly. Lineage: Eukaryota; Metazoa; Nematoda; Chromadorea; Rhabditida; Oxyuridae.
AUGCAGAACAGUUGUGAGAAAGAAAGUAAGGUGCUUAAAAAUAUUCGAAAGUAUGAAUCGUCAACGUUGGCCAAAAGUAUUUUUCGACCAUCGCAUGAAAUUCAUCCAACACAGAAAUCGUUCUCCAGUUCUGCAAUACAAUCACAAAUUUCCAAUCUGUUGCCGAACAACGGAGGAGGUAAUAAUGUAGGGACAAAUGAUGAACAGAAUACGUCAUCACCAGCAACACUGGAACUUGGUAGUUCCUGCUACAAAACACCGUUGCUGACCAAUUCACCGCUGACAGCUGUUAAUAACGAUACAGCUACAUCUGAAAGUCCAACUGGACCACAGCUUGCGGCGACUGCUGAAUUCAAAGAUACGUUGACAAACCGUAUCAGCAAAGGAUUCAUUGAACUAACGCAGGGCAGUAGCGACCGGUUACAGCGUUGGAAGUCAAAACUUCAAAGUGGAAAGCGUCACAAAGAGUUGAUUAACGGAUCCAGUGCUACUUCGCAGGGGUAUGCUUUUAGUUUCACUUUUUCAUCUCGUUUUCUUCAGUCUGAUUUUUUUAGGAGUUGA